AUGGCUUUCGUUUCCAACGGCUCUGAGUACGACUUCAUCAUAGUCGGCGGUGGCACGGCUGGCAAUGCAGUUGCUGGUCGCCUUGCCGAGAACCCUGAAGUACGCAUUCUCGUUGUUGAAGCUGGUAUCCCCAACCCAGAUCAGAUCCAGCAAAUUACCACCCCGUCGAAAGCUUUUACUCUACGUGGAAGCAAGUACGACUGGUCCUACAAGACAACUAUGAUCAAGCGCGAUGACUAUGAGCGUGUUGAAAAGCCUAAUACCCGUGGAAAGACCCUUGGUGGCAGUUCAUGUGCCAACUACUUCACCUGGAUUCCUGGAUCGAAGCCUACUUUCGACGACUGGGAGGCUUUCGGCGGCCGUGACUGGAACUGGGACUCCUGCGUGGAGUACCUGCGCAAAUGCGCCACCUACCACGAUGAGGAAAAACUGUAUCCCGCCGAACUUAGCAAGAUUGGAACCGGAGGCCCUGUGCAGAUCUCCCAUGCCGACUUGGUGCCGGAGAUGAAGCCGUUUCGCGAUGCGCUCACUGAGGCUUGGGUUUCUAAGGGCCAACCGCUGAGCGAGGACAUCUACUCCGGCGAGAUGAAGGGUCUGACCCACUGUGUUGACACCAUCUAUCGAGGAGAACGCCAGGGUAGCUUCCUCUACUUGAAGAACAAGCCCAACGUGACAAUUCUAUACGGAGUUCAAUCAAAGAACUUAAUCAUCGAUCCUGCCACGCGCAUCUGCUCCGGUGUUACUGUUAUCAGCGAGGCAGCCGGUCAAGAGAUCAGCAUCUACGCUAGUCGGGAAGUCAUCCUGUCUCAGGGUGUCUUUGAGACUCCAAAGCUUCUCAUGCUCAGCGGCGUGGGUCCGACAGCGGAACUGGCUAAACAUGGAAUCACUCCCAUUGUGGAAUCACCUCACGUCGGCCAGCAUCUUCUUGACCACCCAAUUGUGCCGUUUGUUCUUGAGGUGAAGGAUGGGUACAGUUUGGAUGACUAUGUCCUCCGCCCCGGUCCUCUGAACGACAAAGCACUGUCCACUUACCAGAAGGAUAAGACCGGCCCUGCAAGCUCUGGUUUCCUAGAACUCGUGGGAUUCCCCCGAAUUGACGAACGCCUAGAGAAGUAUCCUGCCUACCGCGAGGCAAAGGCUGCCAACGGUGGACUGGAUCCUUUCGGUCCGGCGGGCCAACCUCACUUCGAGCUGGACUUCGUCGGCUUGUUCAGCACUGCAUUCCAGUGGCAUUACCCUAUGCCCGAGAAGGGCAGCUACAUGACCUGCAUUGUUGAUCUUCUGCGGCCCCUUUCUGAGGGUGAAGUUACCUUGAACAGCUCGAACGCACAGAUUCAGCCCAACAUCAACCUUAACUUCUUCGGUAAUAACUUGGACAUUCUUGCCAUGCGGGAGGGUGUGCGCUGGACAUAUGAUAUUUUGACCAAGGGUGCUGGGUUCAAGGACAUUGUUGUCUCGGAGUACCCCUGGAAGAUGCCUCUUCAAUCGGAUGAAGACAUGAACCGGGCCGUUCUCGAUCGCAGCCAGACUGGAUUCCAUCCUUGUGGUACAGCACGCCUGUCGAAGAGCAUCCACCAGGGUGUUGUAGACUCAAAGCUGCGAGUUCAUGGAGUGCGCAACCUGAGAAUCGCAGAUGCUUCUGUCAUCCCUGUCAUCCCUGAUUGCCGUAUUCAAAACUCGGUUUACAUGAUUGGCGAAAAGGGCGCGGAUAUCAUCAAAUCUGAACACAAGGAUCUGUACGAGUCGAAGAAUAUUCCUUACCAUGUCUCUAGCAGACUGUGA
Molecule: messenger RNA, 1782 nt
Organism: Penicillium arizonense
Lineage: Eukaryota; Fungi; Ascomycota; Eurotiomycetes; Eurotiales; Aspergillaceae
Product: GMC family oxidoreductase
Exons: 3
Coding region: 1-1782 (593 amino acids)
Molecular function (GO): flavin adenine dinucleotide binding; oxidoreductase activity, acting on CH-OH group of donors
Source: RefSeq, a predicted model, not a curated record